AUGGUGAGGCCCGCUCAACUGGUCGUUCCUCGGGACCUAGCUCUCAGCCGAGUCGUGGAAGGAAACGGCAAAGUCCACUGGGCGCCAUUGAAUAUUGGCCUUCAACGACGUCUCCAAACGUUUGUGGUACUAUGUCACACUCUGACCAUCGCGAUCUUUCUGACCAGUUUCUUCUUCACCUGUGCCAUUCCGUUAUUCUGGCCCCUUCUGGUUCCAUAUCUUGUCUACAUCUCUCUUUUUUCCACCGCAGCUACGUCGGGGGACCUGAAGGGCCGUAGCCCAUUCCUGCGCUCGCUGCCUAUCUGGAAAGUGUACGCCUCUUACUUUCCUGCUCGUCUUCACCGCGAGGAGUCGCUUCCACCGACGAAGAAAUACAUCUUUGGCUAUCACCCACAUGGGAUCAUCUCCCAUGGUGCAUUUGCCGCGUUUGGGACAGAGGCCUUGGGCUUCUCCAAGCUCUUUCCGGGAAUCACCAACACCCUCUUAACACUCGACGCGAACUUCCGCAUUCCUUUCUAUCGAGAAUACGCACUUGCUAUGGGACUCGCCAGUGUUUCUCGGGAAUCCUGUGAGAACAUUCUCACGAAAGGGGGUGCAGAUAACGAGGGCAUGGGACGCGCAAUAACGAUCGUUGUCGGGGGUGCUCGUGAAUCCCUCAAUGCCCGGCCUAAUUCUGUGCGGCUGGUGUUGAAAAGACGCAAAGGGUUUGUCAAGCUCGCUAUUCGAACCGGGGCCGAUCUGGUGCCUGUCCUAGCAUUUGGUGAAAAUGACCUAUACGAUCAAGUAGACUCGAAUCAGCACCCGAUCAUCCAUAAGAUCCAGAUGCUUGUGAAGCGGACUUUAGGAUUCACUAUACCGCUGUUUCAUGCACGCGGAGUUUUCAACUACGAUGUUGGACUGAUGCCAUACCGCAAUCCUCUGAAUAUUGUGGUCGGACGACCAAUUCCGGUCAUGCAGCAACCGAACCGCGACAAGAUAAAUGAUCAGUACAUCGAUGAACUGCAUUCUCGAUAUGUGGAGGAGCUGAUACGCCUCUGGGAUCAGUGGAAAGACGUUUAUGCCAAGGACAGGGAAGGCGAGUUGGAGAUCAUCUCUUGA
Penicillium bovifimosum is the source of this 1098-nucleotide messenger RNA. RefSeq lists its product as uncharacterized. The transcript has 2 exons. Gene Ontology annotation, cellular component: endoplasmic reticulum membrane. The record is from RefSeq and is a predicted model, not a curated record. The coding region runs from base 1 to 1098 and encodes 365 amino acids. Gene Ontology annotation, biological process: triglyceride biosynthetic process. NCBI's taxonomy places the organism in Eukaryota, Fungi, Ascomycota, Eurotiomycetes, Eurotiales, Aspergillaceae. Gene Ontology annotation, molecular function: diacylglycerol O-acyltransferase activity.